CAUCUCUACUGCUCGCCUGCUCAAUGCCGGCCCUGGCUCCCAUCUCAGCCAAUGUACCUGCAAGAGUACCGCUAGGUAAGGAAGAUGGCGCUGUCGUUGCCUCUACAGCAGCAACAGCAGCAGCGACGGCAGCUGCAGCGGGUGCGAAACGGAAACAAAAGGCGAGUGCGUUAUGUUAUACCCCGCCAGCGAUGAUCAAUGAUCGGAAGAGAGAUCGCUCUUACUUUCGCAGAGGGCUCUUAGGAGAGGGCGGAUUUGCUCGGUGUUUCGAAGUGACGGACUUUCAAGGCACGCGACUCGCUGCCAAGUGUAUUGCCAAAAAGUCCAUUACGAGUGAAAAGGUCAAGAUGAAGCUGCUUGGUGAGAUCAAAGUACACAAGUCAAUGGAUCACCCGAAUAUCGUCAAACAAAGGGAUUGCUUCGAGGAUGAUGUCAAUGUCUACAUGAUUUUGGAUAUUUGCACACAGGGUACCUUGAUGGAAAUGCUCAAGCAAAGGAAGCGCUUCUCUGAGCCCGAGGUACGUUUCUUUGGCCUACAAAUUCUCGGUGCGGCCAAGUAUAUGCACUCGAGACGCGUCAUUCAUCGCGACUUGAAGCUCGGCAACCUAUUUCUCGAUGAAGCCAUGAACAUCAAGGUCGGUGAUUUCGGCCUCGCCGCAUUGUUGGUGGAUGACGAUGACCGGAAAAAGACAAUCUGCGGAACGCCCAACUAUAUUGCGCCCGAGGUUCUCUUUGGCUCUGCCGAGGGCCACUCGUAUGAAGUGGAUUUGUGGUCUAUUGGCGUCAUCUUUUAUGCAAUGCUUGUGGGCAAACCGCCCUUCCAGAGUAAAGAGGUCAAGGCCAUUUACGCAAAAAUCAAAGUCAAUGAGUAUGAUUUCCCAGAAGAGGCAAAAGUCUCACAGGUCGCGCAAGGACUCAUCCGCUCCCUCCUCGCAACCGAUCCAGAAAACCGACCUUCUAUUGACGAUAUUGCAAAUCAUGCCUUUUUCAAUACCGGUGUCAUGCCGCGACAGAUUCCACCCUCAGCAACGCACGAAGCGCCAAGUUGGCCCGCUGGACAGAGCUCGAGUGUCUUUCGCCGAAACUUGAAUCAUGUCUGUUUCAAUGCCGGUAUUGGUAAGGAGAAUAUUGCAGGCAAGGAAUAUGGUCAGCUUGCCGAUAGCGUUGUUGAGAGACCCGAACAAGGUCGUUACCUCCCAGUCAGUUUGAGUCCGCAUACUGGACCCGCUGCCAAAAUGGUCCAUGGGCAUGCUCGUCGCCCUGGUGCAACAAGCCAGGGACAAGUUUCUGGUAAACUAGCAGAUCGAUUACAGGCAGUCAAGAUGGGUGAGGUGCCUCGACCACCACCUGUGCCGCCCAAGUCAAAAGAAGAGAUGGCUGCGCAUCAAGCGCAAAUUGAUCAGUUGAGAGAGAGGAGACAAUCGACUAUGCUGACUGGUGCUGUGCGUCCUGCUAUUGUUCGUGGACCUGCAUCAGCGCCUGGUAUGGAGCAUGUUGCUGAACAACCUAGAUUGCGAGGUGCAGUGAGAGCCGUGGAGGGACCAGCACCUAUUACUCGAUCAUCACGCUUUGCAUCACUUCAAGCAACAUCCCAACCUUCAGCACCGUUACAUCCAGUUCAAGAUGUCUCACAAGAACCGCUGAGACUACGCACUCGUGCUGCCCGACGCGCAUUGACCCAGCCUGCCGUUCAAGCAGUAGCUGUUGUACCCUCUUCCUCUUCAUCACGACAAGCAUCGCGAGAAGCAUCGCCGAGACCGGUGGCUGCGCUUUCUCGUCAAGCAAGCACACGUACCUAUUCAACCACGAGUUCUUCAUCACUCGCAGCAGCAGCUGCUGUCCAGGCAAAAACAUUGACGCAGUCGCUGCUAACGCUCUCACGUCGGCUACUAGAGACUGCCGCCUUAUCUGGCACAGCUCGGGCUGGCUUGCAAGCUAGCAUGGAAGAGGAUGGUCGUUUUCUCUAUGUCUCUAAGUGGGUCGAUUACUCUCAUCGCUAUGGACUCGGCUAUCAGCUAUCCAAUGGCACAACAGGCGUCUCCUUCAAUGAUGGCACAACGAUCAUUCAGCACGACACGCAACAAUCGAGUUCCUUUGAGUUUUUGCCAGCAAGCGAAGGUAGUCAGGCUGUACAGCCUGAAGCGUAUACCAUGACGCAGGUGCCUGAGCAUCUACGCAAAAAAGUGUCACUUCUGAAACAUUUCAGGGGGUAUAUGACGGCACAUCUCAACAGUGCAGCGAAUAGCACACCAGUCACAGGCACACAGCAGACAGUGUAUAAGGAUCUAUGCACCAUGACGCAUUACCUACGUUGCAAAGCAGGCAUUUUAUUUCGGCUGAGGGAUGGGACGAUUCAAGUCAAUUUCCAAGACCAUGCGAAACUCAUCUUAUCUCCGCAUGCCGGCUAUGAAGAUGCGCAUGUACGGCAUUUAGACUGUGAUAAGCGCAUGUUUCAGUAUCCUUCACUCGCAGAAGCCGGACGAUCUGGUGGUGAUGCGUGUCGUGCAAAGCUGGCCUCAUUCGGCAGGAUUCUACAAGAAAGUGCUCAAGACCUGCACUGAAGACAACGGUCUGUUUGACAGUGAUGAUUUUGUAUUGGUACCCGUAUUGUUAUAAGCAUAGCAUUGCAAAAGUCUAUUCUACAGCCACGCAUCCCGUCUGCAUCAAUCCUCAAUAUCCAUCGUUGCCGGGAUGAAAUUUAUGAAAUGAGGCGGUUGCUUCAAUUGUUGCUCGGCGAGCAAGUCACUUCCCGAACCAGAUUCAUCAGUCUCAAGACCUCCCUUCUCAGUAUACGUCGUAGAGUCUCGUGACGUUGAAUGGACAGGUGCACGACUUGCUGCUUGCUCGCUCAGGGACGGCACGGUGGUUGUCCGCUGUUCGCUAGCAGGAUCCACUUUCCUUGACAUGAGUAAUGCAAGUCUAUCGCGAAUAGCAGACGCUGCAGAGAUUGUUAGGCUUUGCUUGAUGGGAGUGUUGAUUGGACCUGUAUACUUCCCUGAUACAGACUUUCGUGGAGCCAUGGCUACAGGUGGCGCUGGUUUCGCAAUCACCUGCGUUGUA
Molecule: messenger RNA, 3060 nt
Organism: Protomyces lactucae-debilis
Lineage: Eukaryota; Fungi; Ascomycota; Taphrinomycetes; Taphrinales; Protomycetaceae
Product: kinase-like domain-containing protein
Exons: 2
Coding region: 24-2561 (845 amino acids)
Biological process (GO): mitotic cell cycle; protein phosphorylation; regulation of cytokinesis
Cellular component (GO): spindle pole body; cytoplasm; nucleus
Molecular function (GO): protein kinase activity; protein binding; ATP binding
Source: RefSeq, a predicted model, not a curated record